AUGAGGAUAUCAAGGUUACGAUUGUUAAUACCGCUCUCUGUUCUCCUUUUGACUGUUAAUUCAGCUUAUAUAUCAAAUGAUGUUGUGAGCAAUUACGCUGAAGUUCGCGAACUUCUCUCACAGUAUUAUCAACGAUCAGCCAGAAGAAUAGCACACGAUUAUGAUCCUCGGGCCAUUGAAAAAGAAGCUGAAGCCUCACAUUUCGACGAUGGAACCGAAGCGACGAUUAACAGAAAAAUUUGGACCGAAGUUUUUGAGCACGACAUCAUCUUGACACUAGAUCAAGCACAGAAUUUGUUAAAAGAGCAAAAAGAAGUUCAUUCACGAGGGAAACGACAAGCCGAGCCGAAUCCAAGCAAAUUCUGGACCAAUCUCACAAUCUCUUAUGAAUUCGCAGUCAAUGAUUCAAAAUGGCGUGAACAAAUUCGUCAAGCUUUACGACAUGUUGAAAGUCAAACUUGUUUCACUUUUCGAGAGGGUGGCAUUGACAGAAAUCGUCUUCAAUUCAUACGUGGAAGUGGUUGCUGGUCGAAUGUGGGAAUGAUUGGUGGACGGCAGCAAGUCUCUGUUGGAUAUGGAUGUGAAUGGCUUGGAAUCAUCUCCCAUGAGACUUUGCAUGCACUCGGUCUAUGGCACGAGCAAUCUCGAUACGAUCGUGACAACUACAUCUCUUUAGUCACUGGGAAUAUUAUUCGGGGAACCAUUGGUAACUUUGAGAGAAGAACUCCAUCCACUAGUGACAAUAUCAAUCAACCAUAUGAUCUUGGAUCUGUUAUGCAUUAUGGACCAAAGGCUUUCACUACGGAUUGGAGCCAGAACACCAUCACUACCAAGGACGCAAAUUUUCAAAACACAAUCGGACAAAGAGAUGGAUUGUCGUUUAAAGAUGCUAAGAUGAUAAACACGAGAUAUUGCACAAGAGUUUGCCCAUACAAUCUUCCAUGUCAAAAUGAAGGCUACACUGAUCCAAACAAUUGUUACUAUUGCCGAUGUGCUCAUGGGUAUGGAGGACGUUACUGUGAGCAUGUAGAAUAUGUGCCUGGGAGUGUUGGUGGUGAGCUGAUUGCCUACGAUUCCUGGUACAGAAUCAUCAGCGAGUUUUUGAAGCCCGAGACCAAUACUGUCUACCGAAUUAGGGCAGCGCCAGGUCAACGAAUCGAGCUUCUCUUUGAGGAGGUGUCUUUCCUUUGCAGAGAUACAUGUAAAUCAUAUGUUGAACUCAAGUACAAGGCCACAAAGACUCAAGCUGGUGCCCGUCUCUGUUGCAAGACCCCAUCCACUCCGAUCAUCUCCGAGAACAACGAGGUUGUCGUGAUCUAUCGUGGAGAGGAUAGCCUUCCCGAUGGCUAUCAUGGAUUCACUCUAAGAUACAGAAUUUAUAAGGUACGAGCGAUGAAUUCGGUGAAAGUUCGUGUGAGAGCGCCGGCAAAGACAAAAGCUCCGCUGAAAGAUUGGAAAUUGUUGAAAGCUUUGGAGUAUCGAAAACCGAUGAAGAAAUUCGAGAAUAAGAAAACGGUGGAAGGAAAUCAGAUUUCCGAGUUCGUCCUUCGAGAUCCACCGCAGACAAUUGCAGUCCUUCGAGAUCCAACGCAGACACCGCAGACAAUUGCAGCCUCGUUGGGUUGUGAUGGAUCACCGGAGAAGAGUCUGGAAACGAUUCCCACCGCUAAACCUCAGCCACCAACUGGCUUUGUUGAUACGAGAUCCACUGUGGCUCCGAGAACAACGGAGAGGCCAACAACAACGACAGUCAUUACUUCAACAACAGAGGGAUCAACUACAGGAAUGUGGGGUGAUUGGGGUGAUUGGUCGACGUGUUCACACGCUUGUGGAGGAUGUGGAACAAGGCUACGAAUCAGAGCUUGUUAUAAGGGAAAUAGACAAUGCCUUGGUGAGAGUAAACAAGAAGAGCCUUGUAACAUUCACGAGUGUCGAUACCCGAAGAAAGAAACGAUUUCAACUGGGUCAUGUCAAGGAAGAAUCGUUCUUCCGUGCGAUCUCAUGGAGAAAUUGUACUUUGGACAACGGCAAAGAGAUGAAACGGCUCGUUUCAAACGAUCACUUGGCGAUCCGAAUAAUUGUGAGAAGCCAUUCGAAUACGCUUGUCCAACUGGCCUCCUAACAAUUCAUCUUGAUUGGCGAGGCAACUCGGAUCCACAAGCUGAUCCACCAGCGUGCUGCGAAGGAUACUAUGCGAAUGGAGGAAAUUGUUAUAAGUAU
This is a messenger RNA of Mesorhabditis belari, 2220 nucleotides long. The record is from the annotation of a GenBank genome assembly. Lineage: Eukaryota; Metazoa; Nematoda; Chromadorea; Rhabditida; Rhabditidae.